UUCCGCUUUCAACAAUAUGGCCGCCAGUUGUUUAGGGUAAUGUGGCGUUCGACAAAACCGAGUGAAAUUGUUAUAAUAUUUAUUAGUGACGUAAAGAUGAAUAAGGUUUUCAACGUUUUAUAGCAGUGUUUCAGACAGAGACUGUAACGCGAAUGUUUCUAGUUGGUGUCUAAAAUUUUGAAUGAGUAUAAAUCGCAUUGAAAAUUGAACAGUCAACAAACUUUUGUUUAUUUCAUUGGAGUGAAUUUAUUUGUUUUCGAUGAACCAUCCAUACGAAUCUUGAAAUAGUGGAACAAGGACUGACGUCGACAUAUUAGGUUAUGGCAAACUUGAAUUUCCAGCAAGCGCCUAGAAGCCUAGCGAGCGGCGGUGUGGGCGGUCGCGUUAGCUCCGGGCUGGUGGCGGGGGUGUCAGGGCAUGUGACGCCGACGUUCGGCGGGGCGCUGUCUCCGGGCCGGGGCUCCACCGCAAUGCCCGGCGGCGCACCGCCCUCGAUGGCUUCGCGUUCCACGUUGUUCGGGCAACGAGCAUUCGCUGACCGCAGAGUACCAAUGCCGACCUCUUUGUCGCAGCCCAACGCUAAUUCCAUGUGGGUUCGACAGUCUGGUAUGGGCAACCUGUCUCGGUUCAACGCUGGGAGCAAUUACCACUCGGUGUUCGGCGAGGGCGGCGACACGUCGACGCCGCCACUGCUGGACUUGAGCGAGUUCCCCUCGCUGACGGCGCGCGGGGCCGGCGACCAGGCCCCGGCCGCCGCGCCGCCGCCGCCUGGCUCUAAACCUUACGUGGGUAUGGUGAAGCAGCCAACAUCGGAGCAGUCUGAGUUUACGAUGUCGUCGGAAGAUUUCCCUGCGUUGCCGGGCACGUCGAACACGAGCGGGUCGGCGACGGCGCAGCAGCCCGCUGCGACGCCGGCGUCUGGCCACCCCGCGCCCGACUACGCAAACCACAGCGCUGAAAAGCCCAGGAAAGGCAUACAGACAUCGCCCGACGGAAACGUAACAAACAUACCAGGGACUAUGAUCCCCAACCAGUUCGGCAUAGUGGGGCUGUUGACGUUCAUCCGCGCGGCGGAGUCGGACCCCAGCCUGGUGUCGCUGGCGCUAGGACAAGAUCUAACUGCUCUCGGAUUGAACCUCAACUCCCCUGACAACCUUUAUCUCACUUUUUCUGGACCGUGGGCGGACACUCCUUGCCGACCACAAGACAUGGACUACCACGUGCCGCCCGAGUAUUUGAUUAACGGAUCGAUUAGAGAAAAGCUGGCACCACUGCGGCUGAGUCGAUAUAAAGAAGACUUGCUUUUCUAUCUGUUUUACUGUUUCGUCGGUGACGUGCUUCAAAUAGCAGCUGCAGCAGAACUAUACAAUCGUGAGUGGCGAUAUCAUACGGAGGAGAAGGUGUGGAUCUCGCAGGCGCCCGGUAUGCCCAUGGUUGAGAAGACCUCCACCUACGAGCGCGGCACUUACUACUUCUUCGACGCGCAUAACUGGCGCAAGGUGGCGAAGGAAUUCCACCUAGACUACAGCAAGCUGGAGGGCCGACCGCAACUGCCGCCCCAUGUGCUUACGUAGCUACGCCAUCUCACACACCUAUUGUAGUUUUGUUAUAUAAAAGUACAAGUUUAAA
Messenger RNA from Pectinophora gossypiella (pink bollworm), 1629 nucleotides. RefSeq names its product CCR4-NOT transcription complex subunit 2 (gene Rga). The record is from RefSeq and is a predicted model, not a curated record. Lineage: Eukaryota; Metazoa; Arthropoda; Insecta; Lepidoptera; Gelechiidae. Gene Ontology annotation, cellular component: CCR4-NOT core complex; P-body. The coding region runs from base 321 to 1574 and encodes 417 amino acids. Gene Ontology annotation, biological process: nuclear-transcribed mRNA poly(A) tail shortening; regulation of stem cell population maintenance; regulation of DNA-templated transcription. The transcript has 8 exons.